UGCUCAGGAGGCAUUGAGUUUAUUUUGAAAGAGGAGAGCAAAAGUAGUGGUACAACACAAAAAAUAUGAUAAAUGUGGCUGAAUUGUAAACGCCGAAGUUGUUGUUGUGGGAGGUGUAUUUUCACCACUGUAUAUAUAAAGAGUAUUUGUUGAAAACAACAACUUAUCUUAGUUGGAAUUUUUUCCAGCGUGGCCGAGGGCAAAUCACAGUUUUAUAACCUGCAAAUAAGCGCUCGCGGGGUGAGUGAGAGUUGCGAUCCCUGUGACAGUGCCAGCCCUGCCAGCGCCAUGACACGGGAGGAGCCAUACCACCAGGAGUUCAGCUACGACCGGAUGCCCACCCUGGAGCGGGGCAGGCCGGACGCCCCAAGCUACAGCCCCGACGCUAAGCCCACCGACCUUCAGCUCUCCAAGAGGCUCCCACCAUGCUUCAGCUACAAGACAUGGAUCUUCUCUGUGCUGAUGGGGAGCUUCCUUCUGGUAACCUCCGGGUUUUCACUCUACCUGGGAAACGUGUUUCCUUCAGAGAUGGACUACCUGCGCUGCGCUGCAGGCUCUUGCAUUCCGUCAGCGAUUGUGAGCUUUGCUGCUUCAAGGAGAAACGUCAAUGUGAUUCCCAACUUUCAGAUACUGUUUGUUUCCACGUUUGCUGUCACCACCACGUGCUUAAUUUGGUUUGGAUGUAAGCUCGUCCUGAACCCGUCGGCAGUAAACAUCAAUUUCAACCUGAUCCUGCUCCUCCUGCUGGAGGUGCUCAUGGCUGCUGUCGUGAUCAUUGCCGCGCGGUCCAGUGAGGAGGCCAGCAGAAAGAGAAAGGCUGAGAAAACCACCAUUUUGGAUGAGGCGACCUUUCCUGCUCGUGUCCUGAAAUCCUAUUCGGUCAUCGAGAUCAUCGCUGGUAUCUCUGCGGUCCUGGGAGGAGUAAUUGCUCUGAAUGUGGAUGUCACGGUCUCAGGCCCCCACCUCUCCGUGACCUUCUUCUGGAUUUUAGUGGCUUGUUUCCCAAGUGCCAUCGCCAGUCAUGUGACUGCUGAGUACCCCAGCAAGUGCCUGGUGGAAGUGCUGCUCGCCAUAACCAGCAUCACAUCCCCGCUGCUGUUCACAGCAUCGGGGUACCUGUCGUUCAGCAUCAUGAGAGUCGUGGAGAUUUUUAAGGAUUACCCACCAGCCGUGAAACAAUCCUAUGACGUGCUCUUGCUGCUCCUGCUGCUGGUUCUGCUCCUGCAAGCCUGCCUCACCACGGGCACUGUCGUCCAAUGCGUGCACUUCAAGACCCACGGGCAGCUGCAGGACGUGCCCUGGGACCCCGUGCAGGCCAGCCGGCUGGAGCCCUCAGCAGGGGAGGUGGCCAGGAGCCCUCGGCAGGAGUUUGACAAGGACAAGGCCUGGAGGGCUGUGGUGGUGCAGAUGGCCCAGUGACUGCAUGGCGACCCAGAGUGUGACUUUCUAACCAUCCUCUUCCCUUUGAGGGGUAGUCUGGGCUGCG
Loxodonta africana (African savanna elephant) is the source of this 1486-nucleotide messenger RNA. It is a transcript of the gene MLC1, whose product is annotated as modulator of VRAC current 1. Lineage: Eukaryota; Metazoa; Chordata; Mammalia; Proboscidea; Elephantidae. Gene Ontology annotation, cellular component: endoplasmic reticulum; plasma membrane; cytoplasmic vesicle. The coding region runs from base 289 to 1419 and encodes 376 amino acids. The transcript is spliced from 11 exons. Gene Ontology annotation, biological process: regulation of response to osmotic stress. The record is from RefSeq and is a predicted model, not a curated record.